AUGGCGAGCUUAGCUUUCACUACAAGUCGUCGCCCAACCAAUAUGGAUCAGGGAGCCACCUUGCGACAUUUUGCCAAGACGAUGGUGAGUCUUGGCAGUGGUUUACUCUUAGCUAGGCUUCCGAUUCCGAGAAGUCGGAAUGGCGGAUGUGUCGAACUCCUUCUCUGUUUGGGAGACCCUGCCGGAGAACGAACCUCCGCUGUACAUCGCAGUUCGACAUCCAGAGUCACCUCCACGCAUUAUGAGACGGUGAACCGUUGUGGAGGAGCUGCGAGUCUACCUAUCCACAAGUCUCCCUAUCAUGAUUUACGGAGAUUUGGGCAGCGUUGA
Necator americanus (New World hookworm) is the source of this 330-nucleotide messenger RNA. RefSeq lists its product as uncharacterized. The coding region runs from base 1 to 330 and encodes 109 amino acids. The transcript has a single exon. The record is from RefSeq and is a predicted model, not a curated record. NCBI's taxonomy places the organism in Eukaryota, Metazoa, Nematoda, Chromadorea, Rhabditida, Ancylostomatidae.